This is a messenger RNA of Leptomonas pyrrhocoris, 589 nucleotides long. RefSeq lists its product as hypothetical. The record is from RefSeq and is a predicted model, not a curated record. The coding region runs from base 86 to 589 and encodes 167 amino acids. NCBI's taxonomy places the organism in Eukaryota, Euglenozoa, Kinetoplastea, Trypanosomatida, Trypanosomatidae. The transcript has a single exon.
GGUGGCGAAAACGAGAAGCUGAGCCGAACUCUUUUUUUGCUGUCAAUUACACAUCCACACAAGCACAUCGAACCACACAAACAUUAUGUUCGCGGUUGCAGAUCCAGACGCGGUCACAGCCUCCCCACCUGCCGACGCCGCCACCGUAGACUCCCCGCAGCGGACGCGGCAGUACAUUCACGACCACAAACUCAACGAACUCUUCGCACACCUGUUACAGCUCGUGCUUUACCACAAACCAGAAAACCCGCGCGUCUUCCUGGCGGAUGAAGUGCACCGGAUUCGCAGUGAAAAGGUCUCCUCGUCGCUCUUUACCGAGAAAGAUCUAGAGACGAUGUUCGAGAUGAUUGAUGUGACGUCGCAGAAGUGGAUCACGGUGCAGCAACUGCGCAACACCUGCCGCAACCUUUCCACCGGGUCGUCUGGCACCGAGCGGGGCGGCAACGGUGCCGUCAACACACUAAGCGAAGAGCAGGAAGCUGCCAUUACCCGGGCAGGUGAUGCCGCUGGGCACGUGUCGUUGGAGAAGUUCAAGGAGGUGCUGGCCUCGCUGCUUCUCACGCGAAAUAUGUGGUCGGCGAAGGAGUAG